This is a messenger RNA of Morchella importuna, 504 nucleotides long. RefSeq lists its product as uncharacterized. The transcript has 4 exons. The record is from RefSeq and is a predicted model, not a curated record. NCBI's taxonomy places the organism in Eukaryota, Fungi, Ascomycota, Pezizomycetes, Pezizales, Morchellaceae. Bases 1 to 504 code for a protein of 167 amino acids.
AUGAGACAAUCUAUCCUCUUUAUGCUUUUACUGUCGCUGUUUGUGUUCUUUGUGACUGCGGAGUACGACAUCAGCGAAGAUUGCGACGAUGAUAGUACACAAGACUGGUUCAAUAUCAAGAUCCGCGCCACGGGUAACAAAUAUAUAACGAUCAACAAUUACCAAAUGGAUAUAAAGCAUGGCACAUUUGGAUUCAACCGUACUGGCGCGACGAUUUUUGAGGGUUACAUCAACGGAACUGAAAAAGGAAACUCAUACCUCGUGACGCGCGAUGACGGAUUUGGUUAUCUCCUGGAGGACGAGGCUCCUCUAUAUGAUUUCUUUUACAGCCUUGAAAUCCCUCCGACCGAAUUCAAAGGGAACUGGUCAAUUGAGGGUGGGUUUCUGGCGUGCCAUGAGCUGACGGACGGCUUCAAAUAUUUCCCGGAAUCAGACGGUGGUUAUGUGAUUCGCUGGGAUACGAGGAAAUCUGGAGGGUACCCCCUUCUGAUGGUGGUCGAUUAG